This is a messenger RNA of Hemicordylus capensis (graceful crag lizard), 2053 nucleotides long. RefSeq lists its product as uncharacterized. The record is from RefSeq and is a predicted model, not a curated record. NCBI's taxonomy places the organism in Eukaryota, Metazoa, Chordata, Lepidosauria, Squamata, Cordylidae. The transcript has 7 exons. The coding region runs from base 83 to 796 and encodes 237 amino acids. Gene Ontology annotation, cellular component: cytoplasm.
GAAACCCCAGGAUUUUAGUGCUGGGAUCCUGGGAGGGCUCAGGACCUCCAGUCUGGAAGCCACUUUGGGGGUCCUGGCCUUCAUGGAGCGGCUGAGGCACUGUCCAUCAGAACACCAGGCCACGGUGAAUGCUGUCCUGGCUGCCCUGUGCCGCCCUCUCUUCCACCACGAGGAGGCUAAGAUCCGAAGGGCAGCCAUGAGGACCCACCUGGAUCUCCUGCAGCACCGCCACCACCACCACAAGGGUACAGAGGAGAACAUCACGACCCUCAUCGCGGUGCUGAUGCAUGUGGAGGAUGAAGACCUGGAGGUAGCACAGGCUGCGAAGGACAAUCUGAGCCUCCUGGCGGAAGCCCUCCUAUGGCACCUGGAGGGCAAGCUGCUGGCGCGGGACUCUUAUAGCCUGCAGGAGCUGCUCCACAAGAUCGCCAAGCGUCUGAUUCGGCAGCUCGGCACAGAGGACGCCGUGGAGAUGGAGGCCACCAAGAUCCUGGGCUUCUUCCGCAGCGAGCAGCCUUCAGUGAGGAGAACGGCUGCCCUGCUGAUCGGUCACCUGGUCCACAAAAAGGGCAGCAUCCUCACUGAAGGGAACAUAGAGACCUUCCAUGCUGCGCUGGAGAGCUUGCUUGGCGACCAUGACCCCGAGGUCGGGAGAGUUGCCUGCAAGACAGAGAAGAUCGUGAAGAAGGCCUUUUCCCUCCACUCCCGGCACGGGCUGCGGGCUGCCGUUCGGCGCUUGUGGGCGGGCUGUAAGAAGAAGAGACACCCGCCAGAGUACGGUGAUCUCUCCACCUGACCGACUGGAACAACAGCCCCGUGCUCUCCCCUUGAAGAUCAGCAGCUGAAGGGAGGUUCAGGAAAGACCGUGCAGCGCAGGGGCCUCCCAGAAGACCUCCUCCAAGCGCGUGGACACAAGAUCUGUCCACAAGAAGACAUCCAGCAGGGAAGUGCAGUUCUGUCUGAGGAGUGAGGGGGAAGCAGGCUCCACUCCCCUGGCCCAAGGAAGCCCCGCCUCUGGGGUGCAGAAGCCCCUCCCCUUGCUUCUGCUGGCAGGCUGUGGGAGAAGGCUACAGGACCACCCUGCCCCCAAGUGGCCCUUUGGAACCAUUCUUGGGCUUCCCUUGGGUCCGGGGAGGCUGUGUGGCCCCAGCAGGAGGGCAAGGUCACCGCCUCCCUCCAUUUCCACCAGCUGGCCAAGGAGCGCCCCCUCCUCCUUCCACCUUUCUCCCCUUCCCCAGCGGCCUGGCUUCCCCUGGCAGGGGAAGCCCCAUCCAGGCAUCCGCCCCCUCCCCUGCCGAGGGUGUGCUCCUCCCCCCCUCCACUCCCGCAGCCACGCCUCACUCCCCCCUCCGCUCCCUCCUCCUUCCUCCCAAACCGGUGCAGCAGCAGAGGAGCCUGGGAGACUCUGGGGCCCCCCUGCAGCCCCAGUAGCACCCCCUGGUGCUGCCCGGUGGCAGGCCAGAGAAUCCUCCUCUCCCUCCUGCUCCAUGCUGUGGCUGCACAGUGGGAAGCCCGAGGUCAAGCAGAAUUCUCUGGCUUGCCCCCCCCUCAACCCCCAGCCCCCUGCCCAAUCCCCACUUGCUGGGCUGCCGGAGUGGAAAGGGAGGAGGAGCAGGGCAACCCCACUGACGCUGCUUUGUGCUUCUUGCAGGCAUGUGCUGCUGCUGGGAGGCUGGAGGAGUCGAUCCGCCCCAGAAGAGGAGACCAAGUGAACGUGCCUGCAAGGAGCGGGGGUGGGGUGGGGUUGGGGGCUGGCUGGGACUCCCCCCAAUUUUGUUUGCCCUGCCAUUCCCUUCUUCUGUGUGACCCUGGGCUUCCCUCCUUCCCUCCCUCCCUCCCCCUCCCUCUCCCUCCCAGGGACAGAAUGGGCUUUGCUGGUCGCCCUGUUGGGGGCCGAGUAGGAAUUUUUGGCUUUCCAACAGAUUGGCCGAGAUGGAAAGUUUUUUUGCCUACUCCAUUCUGUCCUGUUUUGUUUCCUUUAGUUAGAAAGUUAAGUGAUGACUUGUAACCUAUUUAAGUAUAUUAAUAAAGUUGCCCCUUUUGUUAGAAACCA